Trichoderma asperellum CBS 433.97 is the source of this 723-nucleotide messenger RNA. RefSeq lists its product as uncharacterized. Gene Ontology annotation, biological process: C-terminal protein methylation. Lineage: Eukaryota; Fungi; Ascomycota; Sordariomycetes; Hypocreales; Hypocreaceae. Gene Ontology annotation, cellular component: membrane; endoplasmic reticulum. The record is from RefSeq and is a predicted model, not a curated record. Gene Ontology annotation, molecular function: protein C-terminal S-isoprenylcysteine carboxyl O-methyltransferase activity.
AUGUCUCUAAUACCGUCAUUUUCCCAAGCAUCACUAGCCGUAGCUACGCUGGCUGCAACCGCUGGGGCUUAUACUGCGUCCAGCCCUCCAAACCCCGACACCAAGUUGGCCCCCGCGUCCAAAGAUUUCCUGAGCUCUUAUAACCUCACGGGGAAACACAUAGCCAAGGUGGCGUUUUCCCCCAUCGCGGUUGUCGCAUUGCAAACUGCCACCUUGGCCUAUCGGUAUCCCAACAUACCCCCUUCACUUCUCGGCUAUGGCCCAGAGAACGGCCUUGAUGUAAAUCUCUUCAGGUGGUCAGCGGACACGGCUAUUCCGCUGACUCUGGUUCUGUGUGCCGGUGUCCCUCUGCGGCUCUAUUCGUAUAGAUCCCUGGGCAAGAACUUUACGUUUCAACUCACCAAGCCAGAGCGUUUAAUCACGACCGGCCUCCAUGGCUACUUGCAGCACCCAAGCUACACGGGUGCGGCGAUUUUGGGGUACAGCAGUGCGUUCUGGCUGCUUCGCUUUGACGGUGUCAUCAGCUGCUGGCUGCCGCCAUGGCUGUAUGGGAAGCUUACGUGUAUGGGGGUAUUUUUCAAUGCCUUUAUGCUAUCCGGGCUUUUCUCCUGGCUGGUUUGGAAACGGGUAAGGGAGGAGGAGAAGAUGCUAAAGGCUACGUUUGGGGCUGAGUGGGAGAGUUGGCAUGCUACAACACCCAGAUUCCUGCCGUUUUUAUUCUAG